UAAUUGAGACGUUUAGUUUCGCCGGUCAGCACUGAGUGCUGCUGGGCAGUGCGGCCAUACAUCGCCUGUUACAAAACCCAGCCGGUUGUUGCAUAACACAACAACACAAGUGAUGAUAAGCUCACAGUCGCCGUAUCCUGUUCUUUAUUAGGGCCUUUUAGAAACGAGACACCAGCGAAAUCCAGUCUGAGGCAAAGACACUACUUGGAGCUGUCUCGGCAGGAACUGCUUUGAGAUUCAUUGAGCUGACCUGCCGCUAGCUGCUCAGGUGAUUCAUGGCUAAUCGGCUCCUCAAAGUCUCCUCUCUAGCCACAGCAGUAUUUGCCUCAUCUGGAUUUUACCUUUAUAGCAGUCACCUGGACCUCAGUGACUUAAGUGUGAUCCGCUUUGGACGAGCUGUGGCGACUACAGCAGUCAUCAGCUACGACUAUCUCACAGCUUUCAGACACGUGGAAAAUGGCACAGACGAAUACUGGGACCUCAAGUCAAAGGUGCACAGGCGAUCGGCAGAGCGUCUUCGAGACUUGUGCUGUGCCAACCGGGGCACUUUUAUCAAAGUGGGCCAGCACCUUGGUGCUCUGGACUACCUGCUGCCCGAGGAGUACACAUCUACGCUAAAGGUGCUCCACAGCCGAGCUCCUGAGAGCAGCAUGGAGGAGAUCCAGCAGGUUAUCAGAGAAGACCUUGGCAAGGAAUUGUCAGAAUUAUUUCUCUCCUUUGAAGAGAAGCCUCAGGGUGCAGCUUCCUUAGCACAGGUCCACAAGGCAGUGCUACAUGAUGGAAAGACGGUGGCGGUCAAGAUCCAACACCCCAAAGUCCAGAAACAAAGCGCCAACGACAUCCUAGUAAUGGAAGUGUUGUUGAAGGCGGUUCAUUGGCUCUUCCCGGACUUUGCCUUAAUGUGGUUGGUGGAGGAGGCCAAGAAAAACAUGCCUCUGGAGCUGGACUUCCUUAACGAGGGACGCAAUGCUGAGAAGGUGGCCGACAUGCUGGCCCACUUUCACUUUCUUAAGAUUCCCAUGAUCCACUGGAAUCUCUCCACCAAGAGAAUCCUGACCAUGGAGUUUGCAGACGGGGGCCAAGUCAAUGACAGGGAUUACAUGCAGACACAUGGCAUCAAUGUCAAUGAGAUCUCAGAAAACCUGGGCAAGAUGUACAGUGAAAUGAUCUUUGUCCACGGCUUUGUUCACUGUGACCCCCACCCAGGCAAUGUGCUGGUCCGAAAGUGUCCGCAGACCAAAAAGAACGAGAUUGUUCUGCUUGAUCACGGCCUGUAUCAGGUUCUGCAACCAGACUUCAGGUUGAACUACUGUCAGCUGUGGCAGGCUUUGAUUAAGGGCGACAUGUCAGGGGUGGAGCGUUACAGCCGCAGACUGGGCGCUGGGGAUCUGUACCCCCUCUUUGCCUGUGUACUGACUGCUCGGUCCUGGAAGGCGGUGAAUGCCGGUAUUAGUUCUGUACCUGUCACCCGUUCCGAGGAUAUUGAGAUAAGGACCAAUGCAGGCCUGUACCUGCCCCAGAUCAGCGACUUGUUGAACAGAGUUCCCCGGCAGAUGCUGUUGCUGCUGAAGACCAAUGACCUACUGCGAGGCAUUGAGACCACGCUACAGACCAGGGCCUCAUCCUCAUCUUUCAUCAACAUGUCCCGCUGCUGCAUACGAGCCAUAGCCAGGCACAAGAGGACUAAAGCUCAGAGCAGGAGAAGGCGUGUGCAGAUCACGCUGGCCGAGUCUCUCAGCCUGUGGAAACUCUACAUGUAUGAACUGUUUCUGUGGCUGAAAGGAUCCAUGACCAUUCUGAUGCCAUUACUACACUGAGACAUAUUUGGAUGUCAACCUUGUUUUUAAAUUCAUCUUUUACCUCAAGUGUCCACUCAUUAGUGUUCAGAUAAUGAUUGUAACAUCGUCAUCUGUAAUUUACUCAGUAUGCUGUACAUUGUAUUUUCAGCAGGUCACUAUUGUUGGGAAUUUUAUGACGUGAAAAAACAUUCUCCUGUAGGUUCUGUAGUGCAGAGAUGGAUCCUAAAACACGAGCUCCGAGACAUCUGGAAACCUGAACUUUUAAUUUUAGCUUAAAAAUGAAAUAUCGCAGUUUAUAUUCGGUAGGGAAUAACACAUACAAAAUACAAACGGAUUAGUUAUUAGUUAGUAUUAAUUAGUUGUUAAAGGUGCAUUAUCUAAAAUUGAUGGUCAAUAGAGACGGAAAAAUAGUAACUCUUACCAACAUCUGCUAAAACUCACCUGCAGAUAUCUACUGAGCAGCUAGCCUAAAUGCAUGUUUGGCCAACAGCAAAUUUGUGCUCAUUGUUGUCAUCUUUUUACAUGGUGGCACAUGCCAAACAUGACAUCAUCAUGAGGGUGGGUGUGGCUUAGGAGCUAGAGCGGGUUUGUUUGUCAAUGGGAAGGUUGAUGGUUUGAUCCCCUUUGAGAGGCACGAGAGACAGUAUUUGUGACAGAGAACGUCAGAUAAAUGUUGCUGUAUUAACUUUUAUUCCUCUUGUCUUCAUUGCAUACCUCCACCUCUGGAGGCUUUCUUCCACCUGCUCCCCCACUCUCACUGCAGAUAAAAGUUUUAUCCACACACGUCAUAGCCAGGAGGACUCCUGCCUGAGCUCAUCUCUUUACCUGCCCAUCACCAUUGCAACCAACAGCUGAUCCCUGGCGUAGUUCCACCCCCACCUUGAUCCCAUCUGUCACUCCUAUGCACACCUCACCGCUGCCUUGCUGUUCUCAUUUAUGUCCUGUACAGCCCUCACCUGCUGCUCUGCCACUCCUAAUUUCCUCAUAUAAUAUCCCAGUUCCUCUCUUGGAACGCUGUCAGGCUGUCAAACAGAGUGACACCAAAAAAACCCGACAGACAUAGAAAAAGAAAACGAAGGAAACGAAUCAUGACCCCUGGAUCAUGUAUUAAACAUUUACCGAAACAAUGUUAGGGUCACAUGAUCCUCUCAAUUAUAAGAAAAUGGUUUAUAUUUGAAUAUCAGUUUAAUGUAGGUCUGAUACAGAUCAGUUACAUACAGUAUGCAGUAUUGUAUGCAUCUAUCCCUCAGUCACUCGUUCAAUGAAAAUCACCUCACACUGUCCUAAACUCAUUAUUUACAAAUGUUCUUGGCAAGAAUAUCAAAAGUGGACAAAUAAAUGAUGUAAGUGACCAUUCACCAUGUUUUAUCACAAACUGGUACAAUCCCAUUAAAAAAUAAUUAGACAAAAACAUAUUUUCUCUCUGAAUCAUAACUGCAGUAAAAUCUUUGUAGAUGAUUUAAAUGAAGCUUGCUGUCUAUAAUAACUCUUCUUAACAGAUACUGUCCAAACAAUAAAACACAACUCUUACCUCACACCUCAGUGUUGUCUCACUGUCCUCAUACAUGUCCUGCACCACCCUCACAUAUGUCUCUGCCACUCCUGACUUCCUAACGUAGUACCACAGUUACUUUCUAGGCACCCUAUCAUAUGUUUUCUCUAGAUCCAUAAAAAGACUUAUUGCAUUUCCUUCUGACCUUCUGUAUACUUCUCUAUUAACAAAAGUCCACUACAGUCUCUCCUGGACCUUUUUAUACCUCCACAGGUGUGUCAUCGGACUAUUUGCCUCCCACUCUGCUUCGUAGCUGCCCUCACUUUCUCCUUUCAAAUCAUCACUUCCUGAUUCUCUCUCAUGUUCUUCAUUCAUUAGUCCCUCAGAGUAUUCCUUUUACUCCUCAACAGUGUGUUACAAAGAUGAAACACGUUUUAGUACUCUGCUGUCUAUCCUUAGUCUUAACCCACAUCACAUCAUUACAGCUUCCUCUCUCUGCCUAGCCAAUCAUGUCCUUUUCUCUGUCCGGGAUCACAUAUAACUCUAUACUCAUACAACUAUAAGCCUUUUUGUUUCCAGUUUAUUUUGCUGUAAAACCUCGCUCUUUGCUGGAUACCUAGCAUCCCGCCACUCCUGUCUGCUUUCUCCAUUUCCCUGAUUAUUCCACUUUUCUUUGGGAAUACCUUUCUAUACUUUCUCAUUCCACCACAAGAGAGGUCUCCUUGUCUUCUUUCCUCUGUCCAUGAGAUCCCACUUUGGCUUUACUUUCCCAGUCAUCUGGUAACUCGUCCCUAAAACCCAGAACCUGUCUCAGCUCCUUCUGGAUAAUAUUCUUCUUUCUUCAGUUACUGCCAUUUAGUACUUAGCUCUGCCUUCCCACACACCACCAGAAUACCCUAACCCAUGUCUACCCAACAUCUGCUCAUAAACUCUGUCUACUAACAUCUGCUCCAGUUACCCCUCUUUACCAGUCCCAUAGUACAUUUAAAGUCCCUACUCUCACCUCCACACUCCUGCCUUGUCUUCUUUCUCCCUGCCUCCAAGGUUUUCUCCCUCUCCUCCUAUGUUUGGGGCAACAGCACACAGUUUCCUUGGACAGCAUGCUUGCCAACACAACGGAGGUUGUAGUUGUUAACCCAAGCUCUGACUGACCCAAUACAGAAAUCUCAUUCUUGUUGAUGUUUGAUUUGGCAGAAUCCCACUGCUGACACAACCCUCCCCUUUUAUUUGGGCUUAGGACUGGUACUUUACAUACUGCACCUUUAAAACACAUGGUUAUAACUCUGGAUGGCAGAGCUUCCAAAUGAAUGUAAGAAUAUUUAGCUCUUUCAUUACCGGUCAUGCUAUGAAAUUCAGUAGUCCUGAUAUUGAGACAGGAAGUAUCAUAAGCUGCCUUUUAACCCUGACUUGGCCAAGAGACUCAUAACAUUAUUUCAUAAUUACCGUCAAAUAUUUCAGUCUAAAAUUUCAAAAAGGUCUGCUGGAGCAAGACAAACAUGUAAAGGAAAUGACGUCAGAAUAAUAAAACAGUGAAGCAGCCCAGUGCCACAUCUUUAAGCCUUUUUAAAAGUGCCACAGAUACAAAUGCUGCUGUUUCAAUGCUAUGAGCCACCAAAGUGAUGAAGGCUGCUGAGAACUAGAAGAACAACCUGUACGAAGCUCAGUCAUGACAGUAUUUCUCUCUGACUGACAUCGGACUAACUCAUUCCUGCUCCUCUACAAAAUACCUCAGAAAGAUGUUUCCAUCAGAACACAGAGGUUUCUGUUGAUGGUGAAUGCAUCUGAUGGAUAAAUAGCUUAUGAUAGAAUUAUAGUAUGGUGACUGACCGUGUUUACCAUUUCAGAGUACUGUUGAUCUUAGGUCAAAUACUAGGCACUCAUCCCUCAAGCGCAGCAGUUUGUGUUACUGACUGUGAAGCUGUCUGAGCUGACAGAUAACAGAUACAGCGAUGACAGAGACUGAACUUUUCACACCAUCUCUGAGCCUGAGUCCAGCUUCAGAGAAAGCUCGUUCCUGCCCCUUGUAUCCACAGUCUCAUUCCAAAGCUGGAUGCAGACUGACUGGUAAAUCAACAGCUUCAGUUCAGGAGAGCAUAGCAAAUUCACAUAAAUAUUAUGAUAUUGGUAUUUAUUCAUAAUUUUUAAGAAACCAGACGCUGGAUGGUUUACAACAGACAGGAACUCCAUUUCUGUUUCUGUGACAUUCAUGUCUUUUAUUGUUUUUUGCAGAAGUUUCGCUUCAUCUUAUUCAGUGGAUGACUUUUGAUUUAUGAGGAGAAAAUAUUAUUUUAGUGUUUGGCAUAAAAAAAACUGAUGUUCAUUAAAGUUUUUCUAUUUUUAUUGUCAUCUUUACUUCUGGAUCCAAGUCAAAUAGAAAAGGCUUUAGGUGUAGUGGAAGUUCAAUGACGUCUUCACAGUUCACCACCGUGUUAGAGCACACAGGCCACAGUGUUUGUACUUUGCACUUCUUAGAAUUAGCAUGUGCAAAUAAUGAGGAAAUCCUACACAUCUCUUUGAAGGACGGAGAUUAUCUGAGACUUUACUGAUUCUUCUAUGAAAUGAUCCAGCACUGAUCCCUGUGCCAUGGCUUGACGUAAUUAUCGUUUUAGUUAAUGACUGCUUAUUGUUAUGUUAUUAUUCUUAUCUAUUGAGCACGGAGUGUUUAUUUUAUUUGUAUUUUAUUUGUAUUUUUUUUGU
This is a messenger RNA of Pelmatolapia mariae (spotted tilapia), 5988 nucleotides long. It is a transcript of the gene adck1, whose product is annotated as aarF domain containing kinase 1. The record is from RefSeq and is a predicted model, not a curated record. The coding region runs from base 276 to 1817 and encodes 513 amino acids. The transcript has 11 exons. NCBI's taxonomy places the organism in Eukaryota, Metazoa, Chordata, Actinopteri, Cichliformes, Cichlidae.